Mirounga angustirostris (Northern elephant seal) is the source of this 2316-nucleotide messenger RNA. It is a transcript of the gene MSX2, whose product is annotated as msh homeobox 2. The transcript is spliced from 2 exons. The coding region runs from base 110 to 913 and encodes 267 amino acids. Gene Ontology annotation, biological process: embryonic morphogenesis; regulation of transcription by RNA polymerase II. Gene Ontology annotation, cellular component: nucleus. NCBI's taxonomy places the organism in Eukaryota, Metazoa, Chordata, Mammalia, Carnivora, Phocidae. Gene Ontology annotation, molecular function: DNA-binding transcription factor activity, RNA polymerase II-specific; RNA polymerase II transcription regulatory region sequence-specific DNA binding. The record is from RefSeq and is a predicted model, not a curated record.
GGCUCGGCUCCCGGCGCGCCCCUCCCGUCUCCCCCCAAAAAAGUUUGAGUCGCCGCUGCCGGGUUGCCAGCGGAGUUGCGCGCGGGGAGCUACGUAGGGCAGAGAAGUCAUGGCUUCUCCGUCCAAAGGCAAUGACCUGUUUUCGUCUGAUGAGGAGGGCCCGGCGAUGGUGGCUGGGCCGGGCCCGGGGCCUGGGGGAGCGGAGGGGGCCGCCGAGGAGCGCCGCGUCAAGGUCUCCAGCCUGCCCUUCAGCGUGGAGGCGCUCAUGUCGGACAAGAAGCCGCCCAAAGAGGCGUCCCCACUGCCAGCCGAAAGCGCCUCCGCCGGGGCCACCCUGCGGCCACUGCUACUGCCUGGACACGGCGCCCGGGAAGCUCACAGCCCCGGGCCGCUGGUUAAGCCCUUCGAGACCGCCUCGGUCAAGUCGGAAAACUCCGAAGACGGAGCCGCAUGGAUGCAGGAACCCGGCAGAUACUCGCCGCCGCCAAGACACAUGAGCCCCACCACCUGCACCCUGCGGAAGCACAAGACCAAUCGGAAGCCAAGAACGCCCUUUACCACAUCCCAGCUCCUGGCUCUGGAGCGCAAGUUCCGCCAGAAACAGUACCUCUCCAUUGCAGAGCGUGCAGAGUUCUCCAGCUCUCUGAACCUCACAGAGACCCAGGUCAAAAUCUGGUUCCAGAACCGAAGGGCCAAGGCGAAAAGACUGCAGGAGGCAGAACUAGAAAAGCUGAAAAUGGCUGCAAAACCUAUGCUGCCCUCUGGCUUCAGCCUCCCUUUCCCCAUCAACUCGCCCCUGCAAGCAGCAUCCAUAUAUGGAGCCUCCUACCCUUUCCAUAGACCUGUGCUCCCCAUCCCGCCCGUCGGACUCUAUGCGACGCCAGUCGGAUAUGGCAUGUACCAUCUAUCCUAAGGAAGACCAGCUCCAUAGACUCCGUGAUGGAUGUUUGUUUAAAUGGGCGGCCCCCUCCCUCUCCAAGAAGGCAGUACCAAGCCUGUACUCCUGCUCUGCAAACCUUGCAUGCGCCACCCUAAGCGGCUAGGCCCACAGGGCCACAGACAUAGUUCGAAUUUGUUCUUUAGGCUGGAGGCACCAAGCCCCAUUUUCUUGGUGUGAUCUUCUAGAUGCCCCCUCCUCCUUUCACAAAGAUUGGCUCUGAUGGUUUUUCUAUAUAAAUAUAUAUAUAUAAUAAAAUAUAAUGACAUUUUUAUACAGCAGACGUAAAAAUUCAGAUUAUUUUGAAAGGCAAAAUUUAUAUGCACAUAUGUAUACUUUUUUCUAUAUAUCACCUUCCUAAAAGAGACUGCUUAAGUCCAUUUGUUUUUUCUUAUGGGAGAGACCAAUUAUUUGCUAAAAUUGCUGACAUUUGGUGAUUUUGAUGGGAUGAUUGACUUUUGCUUAUGGAAAACAAAGGUUAGAAUUAGGCACGAUGCAUAGGAAGUAGAUAUGGAGAGAUUCCUCAAAAUGACGAGGACACAUCGUGUUUUUGCAUUUUUACAUGCAUUUGAAACUCAUUAGAUACUACCAUAUUUGGCCUUAUAUUUUUCCCUCUGUCCACAUUGUUGCAGAUUGUUAAAGUUUUAAUUUUUUUUUUUUUGGUAAGAUCAAUAAAAGGGGGAUGAGAAGAAUCCUGAGAAUGCCUUGGGGUAAGGUGGGACUUGGAAGUACUUCCUAAUUCCUCUCAAGGCUGUUGCUUAACUCCAUUUCAGAUAAUUGGAGAGUAAAAAGUUAAAGCAUGUCAGGGGAAUUGAUGGUUUCUGUGAAAUACUAGGUACAAGUCAGUCCUCACACAUUGCAAAGGUGAUUGGGGGGUGGGGAGUGUAAUUAAUUCUCUGCUUAAAAAAAAAAUAAAUAUACUUAACCAUUACCUAUAUGCUAAAUAUUCUUGAACAAUGAAUAGAUCCAGAAAGAAAAAAAAAAUCAUGCUUUCUCUGUGUGUGUACCUAUUGUAUGUGCUAAACUUAUUAGAAAAAUUUAUAUACUUUUUAACAUGCUGGGGGCAGAGGGUAAAGCCAUGUUUUGACUUGCUAAAAAUGGUGUUGUCAAACAGCCCAUUUAGCUCCCUGGUACUUCAUCUUUCUCUCCAUCUUUCCCCCCACCACCACCCAGUAUACUUUUAUCCCUUUGAAAGGGUGCCUUGUAUAAUUUUAUAUAUUUUAUUGAAGAGUUAUUUCUUAUCUCUUAUUCUGAAUUAAAUUAAACGUUUGUUUUAUUGCAGUAAAGUUUGUCCAAACACGGUUAUUUUAAAGGGGGCCCUCUGUUCUUAGCUGAGUUCACCUCGAAAAUGCCACCAAGAUUGGGGAGGGGGCUGGUGG